Messenger RNA from Papilio polytes (common Mormon), 2681 nucleotides. RefSeq names its product ataxin-1-like (gene Atx-1). Gene Ontology annotation, molecular function: protein binding; RNA binding. The transcript is spliced from 4 exons. The record is from RefSeq and is a predicted model, not a curated record. Lineage: Eukaryota; Metazoa; Arthropoda; Insecta; Lepidoptera; Papilionidae. Gene Ontology annotation, biological process: regulation of DNA-templated transcription. The coding region runs from base 590 to 1585 and encodes 331 amino acids.
CACGACGAGCGUUCGUGUUGCAUUUACUAUUUAUUCAUGUGUCGGGUGGCGGGCGGGCGCAGGUUCUGCCGGCGCAGAGCGGGCGCGGGCCGGGCAGGGGCGGGGGCACACUUACUACGUGAUUAAUCCGCGCCCCCCGGCCCGCGCGGCCCCGCGCCGUACUCGCGCCGGGUUUCCUCGUCCCCGCGCCUCACGGCCACUCGCUACGCACGGCGCCCCGCCAGCCCCGCGUAGUGCCGCGCCCGCCGCGCCCGCCACCCGCCAGUCGCGCAGCGACCCGCGCCGACGUCGCACCGUUUGUGAUUGCGCUCCUACUCCGCGAGCCGACCUAUGAUAUCAUUCAUGCUAAUCUCCGCCCGUUGAUUUUCCUGCCGAGUGACCGCAGUGAGACGGCCGCGAUAUCGCGUGUGCCGAAUGUGCUCGGACGUCGCCCGUGUACUUUUCCAUCGGAUACCGAGCGCGCCCACGAAACCAGUUCGGAGUGACGGAACGCGCCUUCGGAUGAGAUCUCCGAGUGAGCGCCUGUGACCCGCGGCCUGAGAUGCUGCGUCCGUGACCGUCUCGCGACAGUGCCACGAAACCACAUCCGAUGAUCUCGGCGAGCCACCCCGGCGAGGCGCUGGCCCAGCUGCAGCUGGGGCACCUGGGCCACCUGUACCCUGCGCCGCCGCCCGCCGCCAUGACGCCCGAGUUCCUCACGCCUCCGCCGCGCCCAUACCCGCGCUACGCCGCGCGGCGUCCACGCGACCCGCCCGCGCAUCCCUCACCUGCGCCGCCGCCCGCGCCCGCGCCGCACCCGCCGCCCCCGGCGCCCUUUGCCGGCUAUGCGCCCUUCCUGCCGCACGCACCCUACGCCUACCUGUACGGCGCGCGCCCGCAGCCCCCCGCCACCUACCCGCUGCGCGCGCGGUCCUCCUCCGGCUUCGUGCCGCCCGCGCCCGCGCCGGCGCCCGCCCAGCACCGCGCACCCGCGCCGCACGAACAGCCGGCACCUGCGCCAGCGCCCGUGCAGCCCUCUAUAGAGGAUGCACCGAUGUCGCCGGAGCGUGGUGCGCCGGCGCCUUACUUCUGUCGAGGCGCCAUGAUCAGGCUGGAGGACGGGUCGUUGCGGCGCGUGGAGGAGAUGCGCACGGAGGACUUCGUGAGCAGCGCAGGCCGCAGCGCGCACCUCGCCCUCACCAAGUGCACUCUGCUGCGCCUCGACGAGCGCGGCGACAACCUCGCACUCACGCUCACAUACGAUAGGAACCGCACCCAGGUGGAGUUAGACUGGACGGUGGAUAGGCCGUUCUUCGUGUACGGGCGGGGCUGGGCGUCUUGCAAGCCGGAGCGCACUCUGGCGCGGUACGGGCUGCGAGUGCAGAGGCUUCAGGUCGGCGACGUAUGUGUGUCUCUGGUCGCUAAGAGCCACGCGGGUACUAACGGCACAGUUACCAGCAAUCUGGGGGUCAAUGUCACCAGCUGUCUCCCAGCACCGCCGCAAACGCAUCCAGAGAACCUUAGUGUGAAAGAGGACGCCCGCAAACGUCGCUGGUCCGCCCCCGACGUGAACGACGACGACCGUCCACCGCUCAAGAAGCGCUGAGCGUAUACAUCUGUUAAAUUGUGAAAACUUACCCGUGCAAUCGCUCGGACUUUGCCCGGCACUAGCGAGGGCAUCGUGAAAUAUUAGUUAUAAAUGUGAGCCAAACUCACACGGUAAUGUAGGUAAAAUAGAUCGCCCCAGUGACUUGCGCGCGCAACGAUUUAAAUAAAUUGAUAGGCGUUAAAAUAAUUCAUUCAGGGAAGUAAGUUAAUUCGUCAGAUAAGAACGAUUAACUUUGAUUAGAUAAUUAUGAAAAAUAAUUUUACAAUUGUACGAUAUAGUCUAAAAUACUAAUGCGAGAAUGGGACGAAGUUUUCAGCGUUUCCCGCGUUAUUUUGACAUAUGACAUAAUGGCCGGCAAUAUAUUUAUAUCGGCGCGUGCGCGUGUGCGUUCGGUUCGAUGUAGUUGUGACAGCGAGCGCUGACGUACGCUUAAGUUCUCUCGGGAACACCAGGUGCUUAUUUCUGUCGGGUGCUUCUAUACGCGUUCGUGUAUUAUAUUGUAAAUAUGUAACUUAAGUCUAUUGAAUGUUACACUCCAUGACCAAUGUUAUGUCACAAAAGUGCCGGUAACUUUUUACUACGCUGAAUUCUAUAUAAAUCAUUUACAACUUUCUACUUAUGGUACUUUCGCUACCGGAGUCAGAGUGUUUGACGGCAAAAUUCUGAAACGUAUUGGGAGUAAACGCGUGGCCUUAUCAUUUAACACGCUUUUACUUGAAUUGUCGUUUCAUUAUUGGGCCGUAAGUCUCUUGUAGAUCAUGUGAAAUAUACACUAAUGGUCUUUGUGACUAACUCUGAGUACGGUUUAGUCUUACAAAUGUGUUUUUAAUCUACUAAAGAUGUGGAUAAAACCGAUAGUUUAAGACUUGUAAGUAAAAUUCAGCAGAUAAAAAUAAUUUUAAUAUUGGUUCUAAUAUAACACAUGAAGCAUAAACCCAGAAAAGUAAUAGCAUGGAGUUAAUAUCUGAAAGAGCACAAAAUAACGCGUUUAUCAGAUCUUUAUAUUAGGUUAGAUAAUGUGAUAACUAAUGAGAUUUAUCGCCCGUCUGACAGCUGGCGACGGUUAAACAAUUUAAUGCCUCGUUCACACUUA